Molecule: messenger RNA, 7734 nt
Organism: Schistocerca americana (American grasshopper)
Lineage: Eukaryota; Metazoa; Arthropoda; Insecta; Orthoptera; Acrididae
Gene: cno
Product: afadin
Exons: 34
Coding region: 295-6564 (2089 amino acids)
Biological process (GO): signal transduction; regulation of protein localization
Cellular component (GO): adherens junction
Molecular function (GO): cell adhesion molecule binding
Source: RefSeq, a predicted model, not a curated record
GUGCGUUGCCGUGGUGCGGGUUGCCGAAGUGAGUUCGAAACUUGUAAUUUUUUUUUUGUUUUUGUGUAUGUCUUCGUCAUUGGUCAUGGAAGUGCCAUUGGAUACAGGAGGUUAAAUCGCAACAAUAGUGAAGUGUGGAUUGUUUGAUUAUGUAUGAAAGUGGUUUUUUGUUGUGAUGGAGUUUAACAAGUGACGUAAACAGGUUUUUCGCAGUGUUGUUUGCCAGCCUUGUCAGCCCUUCACCUGGAUUUUCGUUUCAUUGCUUCGCACAUUGUCGCUUCAGUAAACAAAGAGAUGAACGGCGGCGUCGUGUCGGAGGCUGCGGCCAAGAAGCAGCAGGAGCGAGAGACGCUGCGCAGCGUGAUCCAGCAGUGGAACGCCAACCGGCUGGACCUUUUCGAGCUGUCCGAGCCCAACGAGGACCUGGAGUUCCACGGGGUGAUGCGGUUCUACUUCCAGGAUUCUGGGCAGAAGGUAGCCACAAAGUGCAUCCGUGUCGCAUCUGAUGCCACCACGCAGGCCGUCAUCGAGACCCUGGUCGAGAAGUUCCGGCCAGAUAUGCGUAUGCUCUCUGUUCCUGAGUAUGCGCUUUAUGAGAUCCAUGAGAAUGGAGAAGAGAGGAGGUUGGGAAUGGAUGAGAAACCUCUGUUGGUGCAACUCAACUGGCACAUCGAUGACAGAGAAGGCCGAUUCCUCCUCAGAAGAAUUGAUGACAAAACAAAUGUACCUGCUGUGGGCUUCCAGGAGGGUGGUUCGAGCUUCAGGCGGAAGCUCUCAAAACGUGAGAAAAAGCAGCUCAAGAAACAAGAGAAACUCAACAAGCUUAAGGCUGCUGCUCCUGCUGCCACAAAGGAAGUAAAUGAUGGAGGAGUGGCUGAGAAAUUAUACACAGAACUCCCAGAAACGAGCUUCACUCGAUCAAUCUCGAACCCAGAGGCUGUCAUGAGAAGAAGACGGCAGCAGAAGCUAGAGCGUAAACUUCAGCAAUUUCGUAGCAAGGAUGGAGGGCCUGACACAGGUGGAACACUGAAGAUCUAUGGAGAGAGCCUGUGUCGUGACGUACCUUACAAGACCCUAUUGCUGUCUGUCCGUGACACUGCGCAGCAGGUUGUGCGAGAGAUGCUAGAGAAAUAUGGACUUGAGAAGGAAGCGGACCCAUCGAAUUAUUGUCUUGUUCAGGUGAAUACAGCAACCCCAGCUGAUGCAGGCGAAAGCAAAGAAUAUCAUGGAGGAACCAACAACAGGGAAUACAUCUUGGAUGAUGAUGAAUGUCCACUUGCUAUAUUGAUGAACCAUCCAGCAUCGAGGGGCUCCAUCAUGUUCCACGUGCGCCGGCGGCCCGCGGACUACCACCCCCGCAAGCGCAAGAAGAAGCCGCUGCAGAAGUGGAACAAGGGCAGCGAGCUCAGCGACUACCGCUACGAGGAGGGCUACGACCGCCUGCCCUUCUUCCUCGAGCUCAACCCAGAUGGGUCUGAUGUGGUAAGUGGGGUCCCGAAGCGCCACCGCCUGCAACCCAAUGUGACGGAGGUAGGCAGUGAGCGGCCAGCAGGGCCUGCUGGGCAGCAGGCGCAGUCGCUACAGCUGUUUGGACCCAACAUCAGGCCGCGACACUGUGUUGUCGCCCAUACUGAAGGCAUCGUCACUGUCACCCCCUGUUCUCGGGAUGCCGAGACCUACGUUAACAACCAGCGCAUCUACGAGACAACUAUCCUGCAGCAUGGUUCAAUCGUGAAGUUCGGCCGUAUUCACAGCUUUAGGUUUAUCGAUCCUUCUCAUGAUGACAGGACGAGGCAGCGGCAUGACAGUGCUCGGCAGGCACUUGACUAUUCGUAUGAUCGUCAGUCUUCCCGAGGUGACGAUGCUGUUAGCCACGGUGGUGCCUCCACACCGGCGCAUAGUGGUGGAGGCCAGAACGGUUCCCCUCCACAGAACUAUGAGACGACGUUUGAUGUGGAUGGUAACGUUGAAACUGUGUCUACAUCUAGUCUGGGUAACAAAGAGGAAACACGUUCACAGAGGUCUGUUGGAAGCAGUAAUGGUAACAGGCUAUCAAACUACGAGCGGUAUCCAAGAGGAUCGGAUCCAAUUUUACCUGCAGUGCUGGAGUUCAGGGAGGAGACGGAGGACGACUUCUUACACGCAGUGAUCACAAGCCUUGAUCCUUCUGGCCCACAUUUCAAACUGGCACCCACGUAUACCUUGUACUUAGUUGCAAGGUACCGUGCCUCUACCCACUACAGGCCUGAGCUGACACCCACAGAAAGGGCACACAGGCUCACAAUGCUUCUUGCCAGGGUUGCCGCCAUGAUCCAUAAUGUCAUACAGGAGAGGUACAAUGAUGCCAAAUCGUUAGCAUUCUGGAUGGCAAACUCAUCAGAACUGUUGCAUUUCCUAAAGUCUGAUAGACAUAUCUCGGCAUUCUCACUAGAUGCUCAGGACAUACUGGCAGAGUGUGUUCAAAGUGCAUUCAGGAACCUUGUAACAUGUCUGCAGAAUGAUUUGGCUAGUGUUAUGCCAAGUUUUAUGUCAGAAAGUGAUGAAUCCGGUCUCGAGGAGGAUGGAGCUGCGUACCAAAAGGUCCUCCAAGUCUUGGCAUCCGCAAUGGAGUUGUUGAGGAGAUGUAGAGUGAAUGCAGCUCUGACCAUCCAGCUGUUCUCACAACUGUUCUACUACGUGAACACCUGGUCCUUCAAUGCUGUAGUGACAGGCUCCGGUUACUGCAGCCGCGAGUGGGGUCUGAGGUUGAAGUCACGGCUGGCGCAGCUGGAAGUGUGGGCCGAGCGACAGGGGUUGGAACUUGCUGCGGACUGCCAUCUCGCUCGAAUAAUUCAAGCUGCUCAUUUGUUGCAGGCACCUAAGUACAAUGCCGAGGAUCUCAGUGCACUAGUCUCUACAUGUUUCAAACUGAACUCACUGCAGAUGAGAGCAUUACUCAGUAAAUAUCAGCCUGCUCCUGAUGAACCACGUUUGACACCAGAACUAAUUGAAAACUGUGUCAGGAAAGCAGAAAGUAAUGCAGAUGAACUGGUGCGCCAGGACGGACGUGAAAUCCAGUUGGAAGAAGAACCUGAACUGAGAUUUGCUUUUUUACUACCAGAAGAUGGCUACAGCUGUGAUGUUGUUCGAGGGCUUCCACAAGGCCUGACGGACUUCUUGGCACCACUCCAGCAAGCUGGUCUUUGUAGGCUGACACCACAGCCAACUUCUGGUGGCCUGUGGACCAUAUAUAUGGGGUCCACACCACACCAUGACCAUGCUGGAGCAAGAAGCCCAAGUGCUCUCAGCAAUCGUUCUGGAGGUUACCCUGCUCAUGCACAGCCGCAACAUCCUCUGCCAGAACCUGAGAUAAAAGUCAUCAAACUGAAUAAGUCAAACAAUGGGAUGGGCCUCAGCAUUGUAGCUGCAAAGGGAGCUGGACAGGAUCGUCUAGGCAUCUACAUCAAAUCUGUUGUGAAAGGAGGAGCAGCUGAUGCUGAUGGUCAGUUGCAGGCUGGAGACCAAUUGCUGAAAGUUGAUGGACAGAGCCUGGUUGGAAUCACACAAGAGAAGGCCGCUGAAUAUUUGGUACGUACUGGCCCCACCGUUACACUGGAGGUGGCAAAACAGGGAGCCAUUUACCAUGGCCUGGCUACAUUGCUCCAGCAGCCAUCACCAGUCAUGGGCAGAGGACCACGACGAAUGAGUGAACGUGAUCUGCCAUCAAGAAUAAUGAAUGACCAAAGUCACACGAUUGACCCCAGAAGAAAUGUAAUGCCUCAUGCUCCAAUUCAGAGUUCAAAAUCAGUACCUUCUCUUAACAGUGGUAACGGAGACAUAAGUGCAGGGAGAACGCAGGCAGUAGGGCAGCAUGAGGUAUUCAACCCUGGUUAUAGUCGCACCUCUUCAACCAACAGUAUACCACAAAAGUCGUAUGAUGGACCUCCGCACCAGCACAUACCACCGCAGCACCAGCCAACUGUGAAUGGACCUACUGCCCUAAGGUCAAAAUCUAGUCAGAAUUUGAGUGACACUCGCACCCUGCCACCGUCUGUACCCGUUUCCCGGCAGGCAUCAAAUCCUGCACUUCAUGCGCAUCAGGUGGCACAACCACAGCAGCAGAAUGCUCCCCAGCAUGGUGUUGGUGGAGAAAGUGAACGAUUCUACCAAAACCUCAGCAUCUAUCGUAACCAAGAGGUGCACAAUGGAGGCUACCCUCCCUCGAGUCCCAUUCGUGGAAGUGGUCCUCCAGGACAAGGUGGGAAGAUGCCAAGUCCACAAGGUCACUACCAUGAUGCAUCACAUCCAGCUUAUACUGACAGGAGUCCACCACAUCCACAGAAGACUGGAUUACGUGGGUCACAGUCGUCCCUGCAUCGGACACCUGAAAUGCCAGUGAAUGCUAGGGAUCUCAGAGACCGGCCCACAUCUGCGUACAUUCCACAGAAAGACCCAUAUGGCAGCCCACAGCAUGCCCAGGGAAUGACAGCAAGAUCUCAAUCUACAAGAGACAUGUUGCGCCAGGAAGCAAAAUUGCAUGAGAUGCAAGAAGAAGUCAGAAGGCGUGAAAUGCGAGGCAUUACUUCUCCACAACUUCACCAUCCACCACAUCUGACUCGUCCACAAAUGCUGCCAAAUAUGCCUCGUGUACCAAACACAACCUACAAUUAUCCAUCAUCACCACAGCAACAAGUACUGGAACAGGGUUACCACCACUCUCAUCACCCGAUGUCACCUACUUCUCCGACAUACCGACCGGGUUAUGCACCCCCUCCAACAGCACCCAAACCUUCACGCCAACCAUCAGAACUACCUCAGAUGAUGCCAACUCAGUAUCACCACCAUCACCAUCACCAGCAGCAGGCACAACAAACUGAACACGGGUUGUACCGUGAAAGUCCACCACCUCCUCCACCACCUACCUCCACGCAUCCUCUUUAUCAGGGUCAGCAGCAACACCCGCCCUCUCUGCAGCAGCAGCCGCAGCAACAGCAACAACAACAGGAUCACAGAUCUGUUAAUGAUAACAGAUAUGCUGCCAGCAUGGCUGAUCCUCCACGUGGCUCCUACUACCCCUCAUCAACUGGCAAUACUAACCAACCACCACGUCAGUAUCAGUUCAGUGCAACUAAUCCAUGGGAACGAGAAGAACGUGAAAAGGAGAUGCAACGGCGCCGUGAGGCUGCUCGCAUGUGGCGGGACCAGCAAAUAGCAGAACUUUCAGCUCUGCCGCAGCGUACAGCACAGCAGGAGGAACAGCUGCGCGCACUGAAGCUUGAGAGGGAGUUCCAGCGCCGAGCUGAGGAGGCUGCCAAGCAGGAUGAAGAUGAGGAGGGUGAUGAAGACCAGGAGAGCAUCGAGCGUGUGCAAGGCCUUCUGCGCAUGGCGACACUGCAAUCUGAUGUGAGUCCUAAGCCACCACAGCCAACAACGCAACCUUCACAAAACUCAUUGCCACCACGUCCCCCUGUUCAGCACCAGCAGCAGCAGCAACAACAACAACAACAACAACAACAACAACAGCUGCAGCAACAACAACAAGCGGCAGAUGAUAGUGUUGCAAGAGAACGAGCAAGACGUGAGCAAGAAGCAGCUGCUGCACGUCGCAGGCAGGCGGAACUUGAACAGGAGGAGCGUGUGAGGGAAGCAACACAUCGCAGGGAAGAAGAACUGAGACAGAAACACAUGCAGCAGCAGCACCAGAUACAGCAGCAGCAGCAACAGCUGCAGCAGCACCAGCAGGUGUCUCCACCUUUACGGCAGCCCACCAUGGCUCCCAAACCAGGCCCAUUGCGGCUAGAAAGCCUCACAAGCAAUGGUCCAGCUUCUCCACCAGGUGGUCGCUAUCGCCACUACAAUGGAUACCCGCCGCCACCACCAGCAAAUGCUGGGCCGGGGGCAUCAUCUCCUAUGGGUGCUGUCACGGAGAACAGCACAGGUAGCAGUGGUGGUGCAGCACAGCGCCUAGAUUCCCUGCUUGCCUCACCUCCUCCGCCACAGCCACCUGAGAGGGGCUCUUCCUUUGCUGUCAUGUCGCAGCAGCAGAGUGUGCUACGGGCCACAGCUGGAGGACAGGCACAUGGCCACGUUUCCACACCUGUUUCUUCUCCUGUAGCCACGACGACCACAACAACUGUCAAAAGAGUAUCGUUCCACGAUCCGCCGCCCACAUCCUCUCCACCUGCCCCACCGAGCCAGCCACCGCCUCUUGACCAAAUUCGUGAAGAUCCCAAUCAUUUCAUAAAUGAAGCAGAAACAUUGUUGGCAUCACCAAAGAGUCCAGAAGGAGGCUCUUUCCCAAGCAACACGCCAGGUGUUAUAGGUGCUCAGGAAGUUUACAAGGAUCCUAGGGCACGAUUAUUAGCCGCUCAACAACAGCAAAAGAUGUCAACAAGGAUUGGCCAAGUACCAGAAAAGCUGAGCUUUAAGGAGAAGAUGAAGAUGUUUGCGAUGGAAACUGGUGAAGAUGGAACACCACGUGAUAAAGUAAAAAUAUCUAGAGCGCAAAGAGAAAUAGACAAUUUGGCAGCUGGCACUAACACUCCUACAAGCAAUAACAAUGGCACGCCUAGUGCAACUCAGUAAUGCUACGAAAGGUGGAAGAGUGCUAAAUGAUAUUGGAGUGAACUGUGUUAAGUCACAGAAAAACCAGUCCUGUGUACAUUUUAAAAUUUUUCAAAGGCAUUUCUGUGUGUAAUGCGAAUAGCAUUUCUAGUGUUAAAACAAGUUCAAGCCCCCCAGUGGUAACAUUUCUAAGACUGAAAUGUGUGACAUAGUUGAAAAUAAUGAGGCCUUAAAGCAUUUUAUUUCAGUGUUACAGUUUUAUUCAAAUGUACUCUUUAUGUAAUAAAUAUGCUUCAUUAUUUUCCUGCCAUAAAAUUUGAAGUAUUUUUACAGAAGACCUAAAAGGUUAAAUGAUAUAGAUGGAUCUUUGUUUCUCUGUUAUUUUUUUCUAUAGUGCAACUUCUCAAAAAUGUUUUAUCUAUAAGAUUUUGCACUCCUACGUUUUAUGGUUAAGAAGGCUGCUGCUGCUUCUUCUUCUUCCCCACAUCCCAGAAGCAAAGCAGAUGUGUAUGCUUUGUUAACAUUGCAUUCUUUCAAAUCAUUCUUUAUUGUUUUUAAAGAUAAUAAUUGUUAUCUAGCAUGUCGUUACAGAGGCAGUUAUAUGUAAAACAAGAAGCUGGAGGCAUUUGUAGGGACCAUAUUGUUGAUAUAUAACAAAGAAUUUUAAUUAAUUUUAUUCUGUUACUCAUGUCUAUUAUCUGUUUGAAACCAUUAUUGCUAUAUGUGAAAUGAGUGAUGUACUCCUGCAUUAACAUGAGUUCGUGACUCAAAUAUCACCUUAGAAUGUUGCCCAAUGCUCUACUCAGUGAUAUAUUAUUGUUUUUAUCAUAUGAUUUUUCCCUUCCCUACUAUUCCCAUGGCAAUACUUUGAUAUGCCAGUACAACUCCAUAAUUUUCCUAAAAGAGUAAAGAAUAUAUUGCACAUAUGUGAUUAAAGAGAACUGUUAUAUAAAAUGCUUCAAAGAAAAUAGUUUUUUUCGACAAGAUGUGAUGCUUUGUUUGAGGUCAGUGAAAGCUAGAGAACUUUUAUUUUGUGGUCAGCCCAAAGCUGCAAAUCAUAUCAUAUGUACAAUGCUAAUGUAAUCCCUCCACUGUGUACAUAAAAUCCUUGUAUCUAUGUAAAGACAACAUACAGAUAUUUGUGUAUAGAAAUUUAAUUUUUAUUAUUUGAAAUAAAGUUACUCUCAGUUA